Ipomoea triloba (trilobed morning glory) is the source of this 1441-nucleotide messenger RNA. Its product is annotated as probable protein phosphatase 2C 25. Lineage: Eukaryota; Viridiplantae; Streptophyta; Magnoliopsida; Solanales; Convolvulaceae. The record is from RefSeq and is a predicted model, not a curated record. Gene Ontology annotation, biological process: protein dephosphorylation. Gene Ontology annotation, molecular function: cation binding; protein serine/threonine phosphatase activity. The transcript is spliced from 4 exons. The coding region runs from base 50 to 1201 and encodes 383 amino acids.
AAAAACAAACCUAAAUUGAUCUCUUAUCUGAAAUUCGAACGUUAGAGAGAUGUCUUGUACCGUUGCGAUCAGUUCACCCGUCUUUUCUUCUUCUCCGUCGAGACUUUCCGUUUCCUCGUCUCUCCUCUGCAAAGCCGCCGCGGCGGAGGCCCUAACCCUAACCCGAACUCUCUCUCCUUCCUCAGCCGCCGCACCUUCUUCUUCUUCUCCGUUGUCGCCGUUACGCGUUCACCGCCUCUCGAAGCCGCCGCCCAGUGGACUAAUCCAAACUUGUUCUGAUUGUUCGCCUUCGUCUUCGUCCUCCACUUCGCCCACGGAUUUAAAGCGCAAGCGGCCGGCGAGGUUGAAUAUUCCAAUUGUUCCGAUGAGCUUCGGGCCGGCUACGCCAUCCUCUGUUAUGGAAGAUCUGGUGGAGUUUGAGGGAGAUGGCUACUCGGUGUGUUGUAAGCGUGGCAGGAGAGGCGGGGCUAUGGAAGAUCGCCACUCGGCUAUGCUCAACCUUCAUGGAGAUCCUAAACAGGGUAUUUUUGGUGUGUUUGAUGGGCACGGAGGAGCAAAAGCUGCGGAGUAUGCAGCACAAAAGUUGAGUAAGAACAUAUUGGAUGAGAUAGAAAAGAGCGAGAAUGAGGAGGAAAUUAAGGAGGCGGUGAAGCAUGGUUACCUGAAAACAGAUAAUGAAUUUGUGGAACAAGAUUUACGAGGUGGAUGUUGCUGUGUUACAGCGUUGAUGAGGAACGGCAACCUAGUGGUAUCCAAUGCCGGAGAUUGUCGAGCUGUGUUGAGCAGAGGCGGAGUUGCGGAGGCACUCACUUCUGAUCAUCGCCCUUCAAGGCCUGAUGAAAAGGCUCGAAUUGAGGCAUUGGGUGGUUAUGUAGACUGUUGUCGCAGUGGAGUUUGGAGAAUCCAAGGAUCUCUGGCAGUCUCCAGAGGAAUCGGAGACCGGUCUCUCAAACAAUGGAUAACCGCGGAACCAGAAACAAGGAUCCUCACCCUUGAUUCUCAACAGGACUUCUUGAUCCUUGCAUCUGAUGGCUUAUGGGAUAAGGUCAGUACACAGGAAGCAGUUGAUGUUGCCCGAGCUUUCUGCGUCGAUAAGUCUCAACUCUUGUCGGGCUGCAAGAAACUCAUUGAUCUUUCUGUUUCCCGAGGUUCCAUUGAUGACGUCAGUGUGAUGCUAAUUCCAUUGGCCAAAUUUUCUUGAUGACAGACAAACACAACAUACAUCAAAAUUUAACAUGGACGACGAUGAUUCAACGCUUAGUUUUGGCUUGGCUUCUCAUUUCAUCAUUCUUUACAAAUUCUUUUAUUUAUUAUGUAAAUUGACUAGCCACUAGAUCGAGCACAGCGUCUUCAUUCUUGUACUUUUAUAUAUUUAGAUUAACUUCCUUUUACACACUAAUUAAUUCACUUUUUAAUUCAUCAGAUACUGAAAUUAUGUGCA